Messenger RNA from Tarenaya hassleriana, 1642 nucleotides. Its product is annotated as elicitor-responsive protein 1. The record is from RefSeq and is a predicted model, not a curated record. Lineage: Eukaryota; Viridiplantae; Streptophyta; Magnoliopsida; Brassicales; Cleomaceae.
UUUCAGAUCUUUCCUGUCCAGUUGCUUCUUGAAACCCUUUUGAAUUCACCCGCGCUCAAUUGCAAGUAAAUUCCUUCCUUUAUUGACAAUCCUUCAUUGCUGGUGAAUGAUGCUAUCGAUUUAAACCUCAAUCGGUGAUCUUUAGUCUGGGUUUUGACGAAUUCGACGUGAAAGCUGAUUCCUGAACUCUGUGAAUGUUGUUUGCGAGUGUUUGAAUUAGAGGUUGAUUUGAUCGGGACGAUGUUUUCUUGGCGAAUAACGUAGGUUGUUGUUGUUUAGUCAUGAGCAGGAACAGCCCACCAAGGAGAGGAUACGGCGGACGUAAGGGCACGAAUAAUGGAAAGCCUCACGGUUCGAAACAUUCCCCUUGAUUGCAGGCCUGAAGCGCCUCGGGUUCCUUUCGAGAGGUUCGGACAUGUUAAGGAUGUUUAUAUCCCAAAGGACUACCAUACAGGAAGCUUGGCUUUUACAGUGUUCGAGAAACGUAUACUGGGCUUAAGAUAUGUAAAUCUGUGCAACAUUUACAUAUCUUAUUCCCCUGUUCCAAGACGAAGGCCAGAUUACUCUCAUACUCUGCAUCUCCUCCAGGAUCACCCCGAGAAGAAAAAGAAAUCGGAAAAUACAACGGGAUAAGGUCCUAUUCCCCCUGGAAACGGUAAUGAUGCUGAUCAUCCAAGUCAAGAGGAAAUCAGACGAGGAGGCAGAGGAAAAGGGUCGUGCCCCGGAAGGUCAUCUAUAAAGCUUGUAAACGGAUUCAUCAUGUGUGCAUGCCCGCAGAAGAAAUUCAACCCUUUUGAAUCUAAUUCCACCUUAUUCUAACGAUCUUUUUUUUUUUUGCAAGUUGAUAAAAUCGAAGAUGCUGCGCAUAAAGGGUUUUGGCCAGCAUGGACCGAUGUUCUAUUGAAAUGAUCUUUGUUUGAAAAACAAAUAUAGAAUCAAAGGCCUUGCGUGAAAAUAUGUAAUUUGAAAGCGCAUGAAGAGAUGGGCCCACCCACGAGGACGUAGUUGCGUGUGGAAAAAAAUCUUAGAGAGAGAGAAAGAGAGAUGGCUGUUGGGAUUUUGGAGGUGAAUCUGAUCAGUGCCAAAGGUCUCAAAUGCUCUGAUUUUCUUGGCAAGAUAGAUCCUUAUUUUGUUUUGGUCGAAUACAAAGGUCAAAUCCGUAAAACCAGCUCUGCUCGAGAGGGAGGUAGGAAUCCGACAUGGGAGGAGAAGGUGAGGUGGAGAGCAGAGUAUCCUGGCUCCGGCGGCGACUACGCUCUCCUCGUCAAGCUCAUGGACCACGACACCUUCUCCAGCGACGAUUUCCUCGGCCAAGCCACGGUUUACGUGAAAGAGAUGUUGGAGCUCGGGGCCGAGAAGGGGAAAGCAGAGAUUCAUCCAACCAAGUACAGAGUCGUCGGUGCCGAUCUCAACUAUUCCGGCGAGAUCCUUCUCGGAGUUUCCUUCUCCCUUCUCGAUAAAGAUAACGAUGAAGAAGAAGACUAUGGUGGAUGGAAGAGUAGCCAAUUCGAUUAGUCUCUUUUUUUUUUCCGUGAACUAAAUUUCCUAUUCAAGUUGCAAAAAAAAAAAAGAUCUUAUUUCAUUUCUUUGACUUGGUUGUGAUAAUGGUGUGGGGGAAAUUCCAAAUUCGGAUUUAGAUACA